This is a messenger RNA of Colletotrichum higginsianum IMI 349063, 2106 nucleotides long. Its product is annotated as LMBR1 domain-containing protein. Gene Ontology annotation, cellular component: membrane. The coding region runs from base 1 to 2106 and encodes 701 amino acids. Lineage: Eukaryota; Fungi; Ascomycota; Sordariomycetes; Glomerellales; Glomerellaceae. The transcript is spliced from 2 exons. The record is from RefSeq and is a predicted model, not a curated record.
AUGUUCCACAUCGUGAGCGCCUCGUCGCCAGUGCCCUCGGAAAUCUUCGCGCUCCUUGCGCUGCUCGUCAUAUCUGUCAUCGUCCUCCUCAUCCUGCGCCACUACCUACCCCUGCGAACAACACCGGCCUUCUACCUGGUGCCCAUCUUCUUCGCAUUAUGGCUUCCUGCGUGCAUGGUGCUGCUUGUGCCCAUCGACUUGGCCUCGAGUGCUAGGACCGACGACGAGGCCACGCGCGGAGUUUGGCUUCCACAGCGGCUGCUGUUGGUAUCGUGGAGAAUAACGUACUGGCUGACAUUUGCCUUGACAUGGUUUAUCCUUCCUAUUCUUGGUGAAUACUCCGACUCGGGCUAUCGCGAACCGAACGACAGUCUGAUGUACUCGCUUCGUCAGAAUGCCCAGUACCAUGCGAUCGUACUGGGAACCGCUGGCGUCGGACUUGCGUACCUCUCCAUCAGAUACAACCCAGGCUUCACUACGCUCAAGACAUCGUUCAUGGCACUCGCAUAUUUCUAUGGCUUGGUUUUCGCCAUUUACCUCAUGGGACACGGCUUGGUUGCGGUUCCUCGUCGAUUAUUCCGGUAUUCGUCCAUCAGCGGGAGGCUACGCAGACUGCAGGUUCGUGCGCCAAAACUGUACGAAAAAAUGGAGGACUCCCUACUGGACCUGGAGGAUAUUGAAUUGCUGGUAUCCGAGCUGGGCCGCCGCAAGACUGGCAGCGCCGUCAAGUUCAGCGAGUGGAUCGAUGAGUUGGUUGAAACCGCCAAUCUGCCCGAGUCGCAGCCCCGAACGGCUGUCGGAUCUGCCGACAGCCGCGCACUGCCGACGGUUAUCACAAAUAAGUUCAUGGCGGACUUGUCGAGGAGACUGAUGCGCGCCCGUCAUGCCAGGUCUCGUUAUGUGAACGACUGGAAUGAUUUGUUGAAGGAGGCGUCGGACACUCAGGCCAUCCUGGACUCAGCCGCCUCGAAGAAGCUCGAGUUUGGCGCGCCUUCUCCCCACGCCGCAUUCUGGGAUCGGUUCACCAUCCACACACCUUACACACGAUAUGUGUACUACUAUCACUUUGAGCCCUAUGCAUGCAUUGCUCUCGGGGCCUUCCUCGCAGUGGCGUCAGCUCUCAUCACCUGGUCGGAGCUGAUCAAGGCAGCCUUCCCCCAACUGUCUGUUAUCCGCCUGACGGUCGUUCACCACUGGGUGGGUGACAAGGGACAGGUUGGAUUUGCCGGGCAGCUUAUCUCGGUUCUUUGGCUUCUGUAUAUGUGUGCUGCAACCUUCAUUACCAUGACGGAAGUCAAGACGUGGCGGGGACGUGCGCUUGUUAGACGCAACACGGCUUACGAAUCGGCAUUCUGGUACUCUGGCCAAGUCGCCAAGCUGAGCGUCCCUCUGUCCUACAACUUCAUGACUUUCUUAUCCAGGGACAUCUACGUGAAGACGCGGUUCUAUGUCUUCCUCGGACAACUCAUCGACUUUACCGCGCUCGGCCGUGGGGCAGACUAUAUCUUCCCCAUCUGUGUACUACUUCCUGUCGCAGCCACUCUAUUUGGCCUGUACGGGAAGAUCAAGCGCAUGUUCGGCUUUGGCGGCGAAUUUAUCGACGACGACGAGAAUGGCGACGGAAGGGUCUUUGGAUCAGGCUCAUGGCGCGAGGGCAGAGAUCUUAUCGAGCGUGAGCUUGGGGGAAACUCUGCCUUGAGACGCCGCGAAGAGGCCUUUGCUAGGCUCGAAGCAGCUGGAAGGUCUGCUCCCGUUCUGACCAUUCCUGGCGGACGCACCGGUGCCGCGUCAUCCCCGGCACGCUCCCCUGUUCGUGCUACGCACAACCGUCAAACGGGACAGGCAUCGCGCACCAGGCCGUAUCGCGACGAGGAACCUGAAGAGGACCAGAACUUUUUUGAAUCGCUGGGUCAUCGCAUGAAGAACACGAUGGACACGUUUGAGCCCCCGCAAUGGUUCCAAGACAUCAAGAAGCCCAAGUGGCUCGGCGGCGAUGACGACGAGCCAGGCAGUAGCAGUGGUGGUGCUGCUGCUGCCACCGGUGGAGGUGGCGUCGAAUCCGACAUUCGACGCUGGUUUGGCGGCGAGGGCCGCGUUCGGCUGUGA